Molecule: messenger RNA, 1542 nt
Organism: Copidosoma floridanum
Lineage: Eukaryota; Metazoa; Arthropoda; Insecta; Hymenoptera; Encyrtidae
Biological process (GO): regulation of transcription by RNA polymerase II
Cellular component (GO): nucleus
Molecular function (GO): DNA-binding transcription factor activity, RNA polymerase II-specific; RNA polymerase II transcription regulatory region sequence-specific DNA binding
Source: RefSeq, a predicted model, not a curated record
UCUUUAUCGGUUUUCUACUCAUUAUAAAUUUGAAUCCAUCGAAACAGCUGUUCCAACUCCAACGAUGCGUACAAUUAAAUAGAACCGUGUCGAUGGCUUGACCUGCAGCUUCUCCGGGCUCUGCACUGCAGUUGCCGAACGGAGUAUCCCCAAGAAAUUCGAACCAGAAGAAAAAAAAUGAAGUCCAGUACUGGUGGUAGAAGACUUCGGUUAUGCAUCUAUAAAUGUAAAUACUGUGCAAAUUCAUAUGAUUGCCAGAAUGAAUUGGAUGCCCACUUAGAAACACUACAUGCCCACGAACGGCUUUGUAUAUGCCAACUUUGCAACGAGUGUUUCACCACGGAAUCUGAUUUAAGUCUUCACUACCACAAACACUUUGACGAGUGUCGCUACAAGUGUGAUAACUGCGAAUCAGCUUUUGCUAGAAAAUCUUUAAUAAUAAAACACAUCCGUGCUAAUCACGGCAUAGAUAGUAAUAGAUGCGAGACGUGUGGAAAGUUUUUCUCUACAAAGAGCUCUCUUGAUUCCCACAAAGUCAUCCACACUGGCCUACUUAAUAUCUACAAAUGCGAUAAAUGUGACAAGUCUUAUUACAAAAAAAGAUCUCUAGCUAGACACGCGUGUAAAGUAAUUAAUGAUGCGCAACAUCAAUGUGAAUUUUGUAAUAAAAGCUUUUCCGCAAAAAAAUCUUUAACAAGGCAUUUACAAAGACAUGCUGCCACGCGUCGCUACACUUGCGAUUAUUGUGGAAAGUCUUUUGUUGAUAAAAGCGAUCAUCGCCGUCAUAUACGCAUACACACUGGCGAGCGUCCCCACAAGUGUAAUUAUUGUUAUAAAACUUUUAUUCGAAAACAUCAUCUUAGAAUGCACCAGCUUAUACAUACCAAACGUGAGACACAGUCUUCCUACAUGUGUUCAAACUGUGGCAGUGUUUUUGAAUUCCUAUAUUCUCUAGAUAUGCACAAAUGUCCUCUCAGUAUUAACAAGGAUGAAAUUACUGAGGAAAGUACUGUGAAGGAAAAUGUGGCUGUUGUCGAUGUUAUUGGCAAUGAAGUGGUUGCUGAAGGAGAUACUGGCAAGCAACUGGUCACUGUGGAAAUUAUUACCGAGGAAAAAUUUAUGAACGAUGUACUUUUCCUUCAACAACCAACAACCAUAGAUGAAACAUACGUGCACAUAAUUGAGGGUAUUCCCAUAAGUGAUGAGUGUACCAAAAAACUUACGCAAUGUAACAUACGUCUGAAUAAUGUGUGUAUACACCCACGUUCCUAAAAAUACCAGGACUGUAAAAAUUCAUGUUAAAAAAGACGUAUUACAUGAUUUUUUAUCUCAUUUUGACGAACGUUUUUGUUGCAUUUCUGUAGCUAAUGAAAGAGCUUAUGUAAGUAUGUACAUGUACAUAUUUGAAAUACUUUCAUUUUGCACACAUUGAUACAAAUUUAUUUUAUAUUCUUUAUUAAUUUAAAAAUGUUUAUGGUAGUUAUAACCCAUAUCGUGGGUAUAGUAAUUUUUUGUCUGCUUUCUUGAAUAAAAAAGAUUAUU